This is a messenger RNA of Hansenula ciferrii, 897 nucleotides long. RefSeq names its product carnitine:acyl carnitine antiporter (gene CRC1). The coding region runs from base 1 to 897 and encodes 298 amino acids. Gene Ontology annotation, biological process: carnitine transmembrane transport; mitochondrial transport. The record is from RefSeq and is a predicted model, not a curated record. Gene Ontology annotation, molecular function: O-acyl-L-carnitine transmembrane transporter activity. Gene Ontology annotation, cellular component: mitochondrial envelope. NCBI's taxonomy places the organism in Eukaryota, Fungi, Ascomycota, Saccharomycetes, Phaffomycetales, Wickerhamomycetaceae. The transcript has a single exon.
AUGGAUGAAACAGACUCUUUGUUGGUGGAAAACGUCAAAUCAAUCAUCGCUGGUGGUGUAGGUGGUGUAGCCGCCGUUAUAACUGGACAUCCUUUUGAUUUGGUUAAAGUACGUUUACAAAGUGGUCAAUAUCCUUCAAUGGCAACUGCUGUUAAAUCAAUAUUAUCAACUUCAGGUCCAACUGGAUUUUAUAGAGGUGUUGUUCCACCAUUAGUUGGUGUUACUCCAAUGUUUGCUGUUAGUUUCUGGGGUUAUGAUUUAGGUAAAAAUAUCGUUUCAAGUUUUAGUAAUGGAACUCCAGCUUCAGAAUUUUCAAAUGCUCAAUUAAGUACUGCUGGGUUCCUUAGUGCAAUUCCAACUACUUUAGUCGCAGCUCCAAUGGAAAGAACCAAGAUUGUUUUACAAACUCAAGAUGCAAAUGCUCCAAAAUCAAUGAUUUCUGCUGUGAAAAGAAUUUUAGCCACUGGUGGUAUAAGAUCCCUUUUUAAAGGUUCAUUUGCAACUUUAGCUCGUGAUGGUCCAGGUUCUGCAUUAUAUUUCGCAACUUAUGAAGUUGCUAAAAAGGAAUUAACAAAAUUAACUGGUGCUAAAAAUGGUGAAUUAAGUUUAACUGCAGUUUCAACUGCUGGAGGAUUAGCUGGUGUUAGUAUGUGGUUAGUCGUGUUCCCAAUAGAUACUAUAAAGACAAGAUUAACAAGUAAUGUUAAUGAAAAUAUAAGUGCUAAAGAAGCUAUAGCUUCAAUUUAUAAAAAAGCUGGUGGUAUUAAAGGGUUUUUCCCUGGGUUAGGUCCUGCUUUAUUAAGAUCUUUCCCUGCAAAUGCUGCUACAUUUAUGGGUGUUGAAUUAACUCAUCAAGCUUUUAAGAAAUAUAGUGCUAAAAAGGGUGAACCACUAUAG